UCGUGCAGCUUGAGGAAGUUCAAAGUCAAAGAUCCAUAAAUGAUCAGAAUCUGGGUGCUAUCAGCUGGGCCGUUCCUUUGCCCUCUCACUCUCCUGCCAGAAGGGAAGCAGACCACAGCUCGUCUCCCGGAGGUACCAUCUGAGGUUCAUUUAAAUUGUCAGGAUUGUCAGACCUGACAGACCGACUAUGCCAUCGAGCCAACCUCUGCUUUGUAUGAAAUAAGAAAAGCUGGGUGAUGCUGCGAAAGGGGGAGUGGGUGUGGGUGGACUCCACAAUAGGGGUCCCCAUCGGGGCCAGGGUGAAGAAGGCCGAUACUAACCAAUGUCUGUUGGUGGACGAUGAGGGGAAGGAGCGCGUGCUGAAGGCCGAUCAGCAGGCCUCAGCCCGGCCCAUGCACGCCACGUCGGUGGAGGGCGUGGACGACAUGAUCCAGCUGGGAGACCUGUCGGAGGCCGGCCUGCUCAGGAACCUGCUGGUGCGACACCGGAAGGGCCUGAUCUACACAUACACAGGAUCUGUUCUGGUGGCAGUGAACCCGUACAAAGACCUGCCCCUCUACACCCAAGAACAGGUGAAGCUGUACCACGGACAGAAGCUUGGCGAGCUUCCUCCUCACGUGUUCGCCAUCGCCGACACCUGCUACUACAACCUGAAGCGCUACGACACCGACCAGUGCUGCAUCAUCAGUGGCGAGUCAGGAGCGGGGAAGACAGAGAGCUCCAAGCUGAUCCUCCAGUACCUGGCUGCUAUCAGCGGCCGGCGGUCCAACCUGGAGCAGCAGAUCCUGGAGUCCAACCCAAUCCUGGAGGCCUUUGGGAACGCUAAAACCAUCCGCAACGACAACUCCAGCCGCUUCGGGAAGUACCUGGAGAUCUCCUUCAACCAGGACGGGGCCAUCGAGGGGGCACGGGUGGAGCAGUACCUUCUGGAGAAGUGCCGUGUCUGUCACCAGGCUGAGGCAGAAAGGAACUUCCACAUCUUCUACUGUAUGCUGGCCGGGCUGACAGCAGAGCAGAAGAAGAAGCUGAGUCUGAAAGAUGCCAAAGCGUACAAGUUCCUCACUCGGGGGGGCAGCAUCGUGUGCAACGGUCGGGACGACGCCAAAGACUUCGGCCGCAUCGGCAGCGCCCUGAAGGUCCUGACCUUCAGAGAGAGCCAGAGCUGGGAGAUCUACAAGCUGCUGGCGGCCAUCUUGCAUCUGGGAAACAUCAGCUUUGAAGAGACGUCCCAGAACAACAUGGACAGCAGUAAUGUCUGCAGCUCAGAACAUUUCUCCCUGGCCUCCAGCAUGCUGGAGGUGCCAGCGGACGUGCUGGAGAAGAGCAUGACCCAGCGCUCCUUCCUGACCAACAGAGAGACCGUGACCAAGCCCCUCAACAAAGAGCAGGCUGCAGACUGCAGGGACGCCCUGGUCAAGGCCGUCUACAACAAGAUGUUCCUGUGGAUCGUGGGGAAGAUCAACGGCAUUAUCGGCAAGGCGGUGAAAGAGGACUCUGGCUCCUCCCAUCGCUCCAUCGGCCUGCUGGACAUAUUCGGCUUUGAGAACUUCUUGAUCAACAGUUUCGAGCAGCUGUGCAUCAACCUGGCCAAUGAGAAGCUCCAGCAGUUCUUCGUGGUGAACAUCUUCGAGCUGGAGCAGAAGGAGUACCUCCGGCAGGGCGUGGUCUGGGACAACAUCACCUUCAGCGACAACAAGCCGACCCUGGAGCUCCUGGUGUCGAAGCCCUGCAACCUGCUGGCCAUGAUCGACGAGGAGAGCCAGUUCCCCAAGGGCACGGAUAGCACUAUGCUGUACAAGAUGAACCAGCAGCACAAGGAGAACAAAGGCUACGUCUCAUCAAAGAAUGAACACGACAGCCAAUUUGGCAUCAAACACUUUGCCGGACAAGUUUUCUACGACUCUAACGGAUUCUUGGAGAAAAACCGCGAUGCCAUCAGCUCCAACAUCAUCAUGAUGAUCAGCAUAUCAAAGAAUAAGUUGCUUCAUGACAUAUUUAAGAGUGAACUUUCAAACAAAGGCGUGAAGAAGUCUGCGAACAACAAGGUCACCAUAAUAACUCCCACGCAUUCCCUACGGGCCAUGGGGGACAAGAAGCAGAUGCCCACGCUGAGCGGUCAGUUCCGCCGGUCGCUGGAGUCCCUGAUGAAGGCUCUGGACGCCUGCCAGCCCUUCUUCAUCCGCUGCUUCAAGCCCAACAAGGACAAGAACUCUGAGGGCUUCGACAGAGAGCUGUGCAUGGUGCAGCUGCGCUACUCUGGCAUGAUGGACACCGUGCGCAUCAGGAAGUUGGGGUUCCCUAUCCGCCACACCUUCAAAGACUUCAUGUUCCGCUACAGAGUGCUGCUGAACACCGCUGUGUGUGACCCCAAAAAGGAGUCAGACGGGGCCUGUUGCCAGGCCAUCUGCACUGCUCUGAUCCGUGGGAAGGAUCAGUGGAAAGUGGGCAAGAGCAAGCUCUUCCUGAAGGACGCACAUGACUCCAUCCUGGAGCAAGCCCGGGAACUGGCGCUGGCCAAAGUGGUACUGAUCAUCCAGAGAGUCAUGUUUGGAUUGCACGACAGGAGGAGCUACCUGAAGAAGAAGGCGGCGGUGAGGGUCCUACAGACCAACUGGAGGGCCUACAAGAAGCGUGAGCGAGGCCGAAAGCUCCGUCUCGGCUACGCGCGUCUCUCAGCUCGGGUCCGCGGCCGCCGACUCCAGCUGCUCUACGAGAAGCAGCGCAGCGCUGCCGUUGUCCUGCAGACACAGGUUCGGGGCUACUUGGCCAGGAAGAGCUGGAAACAGCAGAAGGAAGACGCCUUCAAUGCGGCCCGGGAGCAGGAGCUGCUGGCGCGGGCGCAUCAGGAGCAGACUCUGGCGCUGGCAGCCAUCGAGCUCCAGAAACUGGCCGACGCCGCUGCCGAAUCACAGCGCGCCUCCCAGGAGCCUGAGCCAAUCAGUGAUGACGAGGACAGUGAUGUGGGAGGCGACAACAAACCGGCUCCCCAGCUUGUUUCUGUGGCAGAGAGGGCGGCACCGAAGAACGUCAACAACUACCCGGUGGUGGAGAUCGGUCACAAAGCGUUAAAAAACAUCGCCGAGGAGACCUCCUCCUCCUCCUCCUCAGACAUGGAGGAAGACCUCCCAAAGACCACCAAGACCCCGCCCUCUGCCGGCCCCGCCCCCCCGCCCCCCGGGAAGACGGAGGAAGUGGAGGAGAAGGAGAAGAAGAAGAAGAAGAAGGAGGAAGAGGAGGAGGAGGAACCCUUUAAGGAGGACAAGGAGUUCUCCUUCCAGAAGUUCUGCUCGCUGCACUUCCAGGGCGACGCCUCGCACACACACAUCUCCCAGAGGCUGCGGGAGCCCCUGCUGGCCCACCAGGACGAGAGGGACAGCCUGGCCUGUCUGACGGUGUGGUGGAUCAUCCUGCGCUUCAUGGGGGACAUGGUGGAGCCGCGAGCGCCGGACCCCUCCAACCCCCAGGCCCGCCGCACCUCCUCGGCCUACCACCCCUCCAUGGUGCAGCGGCAGGGGCGGCGCCUCAGCAGUAUGGUGGGCCUCGACCAGAAAAUCCUGAGGAAGAACAAGAAGAAGUACGGGGGAGGAAACAGAAGGGCGUCCACCAUUCCAGAGGAGCCAGAGGACGCCAGAGAAGAGGACGUCCUCAUCGGGGAGGGACCUACGCUGGACCGACCUCUGACCCCCCUCGAGAAGCUGCACAUCAUCGUGGGCUACGGUCUGUCCCGACCAGGCAUACGGGAUGAGAUCUUCUGCCAGAUCCUGAAGCAGCUGAUGGGUAACGGGGACAAGGAGGUGUGUCUACGAGGGUGGACUCUGCUCUCCAUGUGUCUCAGCAGCUUCCCGCCAUCGCAGAUACUCAUCAAGUAUCUGGAGAACUUCCUGCGUCGAGGCCCCAAAGGUUACGCAGCGUACUGUGCGGACCGCCUCCGCCGCACCGUAGCCAAUGGGGAGCGAGAAGAGGUCCCCUGCGAGAUGGAGCUGCAGGCCACCGAGUCCAAGAAGCCCAUGGACGUGACGGUGUCUCUGAUGGACGGCCGCAAGUUCACCCUGCAGGUGGACGCGGCCUGCACCUCUGGGGAGGUCCUCCGCGAGGUCGCCCAGAAGAUCAACCUCACAGACACCUACGGCUUCUCCCUGUACAUCAGCAUCAUGGAGAAGCGGUGGUCCCUGGGCAGCAGUGGGAAGCACGUGAUGGACUCGGUGUCCCAGUGCGAGCACGCCGUGCGCCAGCAGGGCUCUGAGGAGAGCCGUGCCCCCUGGCAACUCUGGGUCCGCAAGGAGAUGUUCACCCCGUGGCACGACUGCGCCGUCGACCCCGUGAGCACCGAGCUCAUCUACCGCCAGGUGCUGCUGGGCCUGAAGGCCGAGGAGUACGUCUGCGACAAGGAGGAUGAGUACGCCCAGCUGGCUGCCAAGCACUACUUCGUCCAGUUCGGCGCGGAGAACACCCCCCAGAACACCCGCAGGGCCGUGGAGGACUGCAUCACCAGCUCCCUCAUAGACGCCAAGUCGCGGGCCAAGUGGAACCAGCUGGUCGGCUCCAUUCACGCCCAGGGGCGAUAUCGCAGCAAGGACGUUGCAAAGGCCGGCCUCGUCGACUACGCCCGCCAAAAGUGGUCGCUGUUCUUCUCCAAGUUUUACGCUGUAACGAUGCAGUCAGGUCCCCCGCUGCCUCUAAGCAGGUUUGCUUUGGCCAUCAACUCCACUGGAGUGUCCUUCAUGGACGGCAAAGACACCAAGCUGCUGGAGAUCCCCAACGUGGAGCUGACCGGAGCUACUGUGACCAGUGACUCCCGGCCUGUGGGGGGGUGCCUGAGGCUCUCCACCUUCCAGGACGAGUUCGUGCUGCGCUGUGCGGAGGCGGCGGAGGCGGCCAAGAUGAUCCAGACCAACCUGGAGGGGCUCCGGCAGCGUUCCCAGUACGCUGUGGCCAUGCAGGAGCUGGGCCAGCCAGACGACCCCAGCGUCCUGGUGUGCAAGCGGGGUGAACUGUUGGUGGUGGGGAGGGACGGGGACUUCUCCGCCGCCCGCCGGUGGAACACAGCCACCAACAACAACAGCGGCCUCAGCGGCACCGUCCAGAUGAACACCAUCCAGUUCCUGUCCACGCUGGACAUGCCCAGCGAGGCCACCCUGAAUCUGCUGAAUCCUGGUUACAACCAGCCGAGGGCGCUCGCUGGCCAGGGCCCCACACAGAGAGAGGAGGCCGUAGCCCCAGUCUCCAUCAAAGAGUUCGCACUGGAGAACUUUGGUACCAGAACGGCAGGUAAGGACUUGAAUCGGGUAGGAGCAACCCAAUUGGCGUUCAGAGAGAGGCUGUGGGUCACUUCCAAGGAACCCCUCAAACAACCGCUGCUCAGAACUCUGACGAACAACUCGGAACUCAGCACGAUAGCCUGCAACGCCUUCGUGGCCAUCCUGAAGUACAUGGGCGACUACCCCAUCAAGCACGCCCGCAGCCCCAUGGAGCUGACGGACCAGAUCUUCGGGCCGGCCACACAGCAUCCCGCCCUGCAGGACGAGAUCUACUGCCAGAUCAUGAAGCAGAUGACCAACAACCGCAACAGGGUGAGCAUGGAGUUGGGCUGGCAGCUGUUGUGGUUGUGUACCGGUCUGUUCCCGCCCAGCAAUAGCUUGGCCAAACACGCCCACCGCUUCCUGAAGUCUCGGCCCCGGGACCCGCUGGCCUCCGACUGCCUGAAGAGGCUCCAGAACAUUUUGAGCUUGGAGCCGAGGCAGCACCCACCGCACUACGCAGAGGUGGACGCCAUCCACAGGAACAGCACCCAGAUCUACCACAAGGUCACCUUCCCAAACGAGGCAGACGAACUGUUCGAGGUCACGUCCACGACCACGAUCAGAGACCUCUGCUCCACCAUCGCUACUCAGCUCAACCUCAGCUCCCCAGACGGCUACGGCCUCUUCAUGAAGACAGCCGUCAAGGUCUCUAAUCUGGACGAUGAGAUGUAUUUCUUUGACAGCCUACGACAGAAUGCGGAACCCCCGAAGAAAAUAAAAAAAGCCAAAGAGGCAACACCUUCUGCAUUCCUGGUGUUCUUCAUGAGGAAGCUUUGGUUCAACGUCAUCCCUGGUAGAGACCUUACGGCUGACCUCACCUUCCAUUACCCACAGGAGAUGCCCCGGUAUCUGCGAGGCUACCACAACUGCUCGAGGGAGGACAUGAUCGAGCUGGCCGCGCUGCUCUUCAGGAUCCAGACGGACUCGGACCGCUCCCAGUUCGUCAUGAUCCCCAGGAUGUUGAAGGAGCUCGUCCCAGAUGACCAGAUAGACCUCAUGUCCAGCGACGAGUGGAAGAAGAACAUCAUCUCAUCCUACAACCAGCAGAUGGGCAUCACGGCCGACGAGGCCCGGGUCAACUUCCUGAAGGUCAUCUCCUCCUGGCCCACCUUCGGCUGCACCUUCUUCGAAGUGAAGCAAACAUGUGAGCCAAGCUACCCGACCAACAUGAGGAUUGCCAUCAGCAAAGUGGGCGUCAGCUUCAUAGACCCAAAGACUAAGGAGCUACUGGUCAUGCACCCCUUUGGCAAAAUCACUGACUGGCAGACCGACAACCACCACUUCCACAUGAGCAUUGGGGGAUUGGUCCAAGGAACAUUCUCCUGUGAAACCCCUCUGGGUUAUAAAAUGGAGGACCUUCUACUGUCCUACAUCAGCAUGUAUGAGAAGGAACGGCUGUCCGUCUUACCGAGGAACCAGAUGUUCUCCUGAGGAGAACAUAAAGACAUGCUUAGGAUUUAUUUUUUUGGGGGGAUUUUAUUUGGAUCCCCAUUAGCUGAUGCAGAAGACAUCAACUGCUUUUCCUGGGAUCCACACAUAACAUAUAACAAGACAAGAAAUCAACAUACAAGACAACAGAUUAAAAAAAACAGGAAAAGAAUGGAUAACUAAACCAUCAGCACGCAAAACAAACAAAAAAUGACUUACUAAUACUAUUAACAAUAAUAACAUAGCAUGUAGCAUAAAAUACAAUGGAACAAUACUGUUCGCACCACUGAUUGAUUUUUGAAGGCUCUACUGGAUAACAUUUAUUUUCUUUGUUUUUAUUGAUCAAUCUUAUUUUUUAAUUUCUACAAUUCCAUUUCAAGUAAUUUUCGUGUAAUCGUGCAACAAUGUAAAAGGGAUUGCUUGUUUGUUUAGUGUUUUAUCUUAAAUCUGCCAUGCAUUUAUUUAUAUACCAGUAAUUGGCUUGUCAUUGAAUUAAUUCCUGUGUUAUUUUCAUUAUAUUUCAAUAUCUGUAACAUGUAGUAGCUAUGUACAUAUAAUACAAUACCAUAAAAUAUAACCUAAAUGGUCCCUAAAUGUUAUAUAAUAGUAAACAAUAGUAGUUAUUUGGUACCUUUUUACUGAUGUGUUUAAACUAUCUAACAAACAAAUGAGCAAUGAGUAUGAAAAAAAUAAAAAUGCACAUAUUUAAAUUGCCAGCA
This is a messenger RNA of Gadus morhua (Atlantic cod), 7447 nucleotides long. Its product is annotated as unconventional myosin-VIIa. The coding region runs from base 237 to 6731 and encodes 2164 amino acids. NCBI's taxonomy places the organism in Eukaryota, Metazoa, Chordata, Actinopteri, Gadiformes, Gadidae. The record is from RefSeq and is a predicted model, not a curated record. The transcript is spliced from 50 exons. Gene Ontology annotation, molecular function: cytoskeletal motor activity; ATP binding; protein binding. Gene Ontology annotation, cellular component: cytoskeleton; myosin complex.